Closterium sp. Naga37s-1 is the source of this 1749-nucleotide messenger RNA. The record is from the annotation of a GenBank genome assembly. Lineage: Eukaryota; Viridiplantae; Streptophyta; Zygnematophyceae; Desmidiales; Closteriaceae.
AUGUUGCCAUUUCCACCGUUCUGCACUCCCUCCAGCGACAUCAGCAACAACAGUUUCUACGGCCCCAUCAACAGCAACUUCCGCAGCAUGAUUCCUGACAACGGCGCUCUACUCAACCUCGCAGGCAACUUCUUCUAUGGCGACCCCAUGCUCUACGCCGAUGGCUGCCAGUUCUGCCCCUCCCAUAUCACCCAGUCUCAUGUCUUGGACCUAGACGAACUCCAUUUUCCAGCGCAAAGUCGCUGCGCACUUCGUAACCUGCAAAACUUUAUUACCCAGAAAGCUCAAGGAGCAGAUAAGCGGGGCGAAGCGAGCCUGCGGGAAAACUGUUUCACGCUGAACAAGCAGAUGGAGUGCACGGCGAACGAGACGCAGCGCAGCAGCGACGAGUGCCUGGCAUUCUGCAGCAUGUCGCGGGAGCUGGGGCCGUGCGACGGGCACGGAGCGUGUGUGCCGCCGCAGGGGGGGGCAGCAGAGGCGCGCUUCAUGUGUGAGUGCGACGACGGCUUCGUCCCCACCAACGGCACCCUCGGCUCCACCUGCGCCCGCCCUACUCCGCCCCCUGCUGCAGCGCUCUCCACGGGUGCAGUGGUGGGCAUCGCUGUGGGCUCUGCUGCCGCCUUUGCUCUCCUCCUCGCUCUCGUUGUCGCGCUGCUCUGGCCCCGCCAACGCAGGCGGUGGAGCGACCUGGACGUGUGUCAGGAGUUCAGCAUGGGGGAGAUUCUGCGGGCGACAGACAACUGGGCGAGCAGCAAUGUGGUGAGGAAGGGCGGCUUUGCCACCGUCUACAAGGGCGUGUCCAGCAAGGGCGAGCUGUGGGCUGUCAAGCGCAUCGCACUCAUGUCCAACGACUUCCAGACCGAGGUGCGGGCAAUGGCGUCGCUGCGCCAUGAGCACGUGGUGCGCCUGUUGGGCUUCUGCCUGCAUCAGAACGUGGAGAGCGGCCAGCAGGAGCAGAUCCUCGUCUACGAGUUCGUGCCCAACGGGGACCUCAAGUACCACAUCCACGACUCCAAGACGCCUUUAACUUUGAAGCAGCGGCUGCAGCUGGCGGUGGGGGCAGCGGAGGGAGUGGCGUAUCUGCACAGCUUCGCGACGCCCAUCGUGCACCGCGACCUCAAGCCCGGCAACAUCCUGGUGGGCGAGCACAACCAGGCCAAGAUCGCCGACUUUGGGCUGCUCAAGCUGCUCAGCCACGCAGAGGGCGCCCACGACCGCACUCGAGUGGCCGGCACCCCGGGCUACCUCGACCCCGACUACAACCGCACCCAAGUCGUCUCCGACAAGAGCGACGUCUACAGCUUUGGCGUGGUGCUGCUGGAGUUGCUGACAAGGCAGAAGGCAGCCGUGGAGGGCACAGACAGCCACAUCAGUGACUGGGCGGCGCGCAAGGUGCAGGUGUACUCGCUGGGGGAGCUGAAGGACGCGGGGCUGGAGGCGCCGGACGAGGCGGUGGUGGAGCUGGCAGACAUCGCGCUGGACUGCCUCAAGAUGCCCGCCUCGCGCCGCCCCCCCAUGAAGGACGUCGCCCGCCGCCUCCACAACCUCCUCUCGCUCUACUGCAGCGAUGGCGACAGCCACUCCUCCCUUGCAGAGCCCAGCCUGAGAGUGGAAGGAGGGGGUGUGGGGGGUGAGGGCGGCAGCACGGACACGUUUGGAAGGAGCGGGUGGUCGGAGGGAACGAGUGGAACGUCUGCUUCCAGGAGUCUCAUCCAUUCGUUGUCUGAGAAGUGGCGCAUGAUUGAAUAG